This is a messenger RNA of Brassica rapa (field mustard), 4190 nucleotides long. Its product is annotated as protein DETOXIFICATION 47, chloroplastic. Gene Ontology annotation, molecular function: antiporter activity; xenobiotic transmembrane transporter activity. Gene Ontology annotation, biological process: transmembrane transport. NCBI's taxonomy places the organism in Eukaryota, Viridiplantae, Streptophyta, Magnoliopsida, Brassicales, Brassicaceae. The record is from RefSeq and is a predicted model, not a curated record. Gene Ontology annotation, cellular component: membrane.
UACGACUCUCUCAUCUGCUCGGGCUUUAGUAGAGACCUUUAAUCUAAUAUUAUUCAACUAAAUAUGAUCAAUAAAAAGGUUCUGACGUUUGCAAAACAAAAAGUACUAACAUCAAAUCAUUUUUGAUACUAUCAACUAAAUUAAUGUUCUAAAAUUGGUGUAUACAACGCAUAGGAAUCUGCAUAAACGGUUAAUAGAGCAUAAGUGAAAUGAUGUUCAUGAAAUUCAAGUUUAAAAAUUGGUUUAUAUCGUCUUAAAACGGUUUAAUUCAUUCAAAAUUUAUCUAAAAUUGUAUAAAUCUAUCUAAAUUGGUUAAUUUAAAUAACUUUAAAUUGAAUAACUUAAAAGUGAUUAUGACUAAUCUAUUUAUAUUAUUUUCACCGUUCAAUUGUCUAUAAACAAAUGAUGAUCAUUUUUUCCAAUUUUUUUUUUAGUAUAUCUAGUUUUUUUUAACAUUUCAUCAGAGUAAAUUUUCAAUCAAACACAAAAACUAAUUAUAUAAUAAAAUUUAAUUAAUAAAUAAAUAAGUAAAUAAUUUGUUAAUGUUUAUGUCUCGUAUAUAUUUUAAAUAAUCUGCAUAGUUGUUAGUUCUCUAUAAAUCAUAUAAUUGCUUCAUAUCCACAAUUUUUUAAACAUUGACUAAAAUAAUUUAAAUUUAUUCGUCAAAAAAACGAAUGACAAAUUGUGUAUCUUCAGUAUCGAGUCUUGAAUGACAUACACACCAUUUAAAGAUCAUAAAAACAGCAAACAGUUUAUACAAAACUUUAUCAAACAACACUUACUACAAAUCACUCAUUUUAGAAAUAUGAUUCAGAAGUAUUUUUUUGAAUAAUUAUAGUAUUUUAUAGGUUAGACUUAAUUUUACAUCAUCUGGCAAAAUUUAAUCAUAGCACUGCCCGAGAUAAUUUUAGUUUGUAUCAUUGUAUGUGUUCUUUAGAUGCACAAAGUGUUUGAUAUCUCACCUCUUUGUGUACCAGUCACCGCCUAUUGCUCAUAAGACUUGAAGGCGCCUUUCUUUCUUUUUUUGUCAACCCAUUUUCAUUAUUAUUAUUAAUAAACGUUACAAGAAGUUUUACAAGCUUUAAACUAACGACUUCUCUUUUAAAUGUAACAUACCAACUUACCAAGCGAUGGACUAGAAAUUACGUCGACAUUUACGUGACUUUUCUUUUCUUAAAACUAUAUAUAAUUUAAUUUUAUCAAUGACCAAGAAAAUGCGUGGAAACUAAGAAAUGUCACAAACUUUUCUUUGUAAAUUUCCUAUGCCAAGGGAGAAAUAAGAUAAGUUGACCUUUUGGGGGCAAAAAAUCGCCUUUGACAUGUGAAAUUUCAAAAAAAAAAACGAGACGUAUGGUUUUUAUUUGCGUUAUACUUAGUAUUAUUUAAUGAUAAAUUUUUUAGGAUAGACCUAAGAAAGUUUUUAUCAUAAAUAUAGAUCUCGAAUAUCAAAAUGACCAAAAUGUUUUAUUAAGAGAUGUAUUUUUGUGUUUAAGAUUUAAAAUUUACGGUUUAGGGUUUAUGAUUUAGAAUUAAGGGGUGAGGUUUUGGGGGUAUGAUUUUAAAUUUUAAAAACUAAAAAAUAUUAAAAUUUUAAAAUUAAAAAGUUUAUUUUGGUCAUUUGUUUUUUGAGAUCUAUUUUUGUGACAUAAACUUAAAAAAAAUCUAUUUGAGAGAAUUACUCUUAUUUUAUUUUUUCCCUCCGAUUAUAGAGUUUUGACUUAUUUUAAUUAACAGUUGAUUUUACACAUAUAAAUCAUUUUUGUUCAACGAAGUGAGAAAUUUCGUACUUCUAAAUUUCACACUUAUUUCUCUGUUAAUGAGAAAGUAACACCAGACAAAAAUUUUUGGGAAAUUUACAUACAUCUUCAAAGAAAUGAGUAAUCAGACAAGACAGACCACCAUUGACUUGGAGUCUUAAAAUAAAGAAAAAUAAACAACACCAUUAACGUGCCAAAAGAGAGGUCUUCAAACACGUUGAAAAUUAAACAAACAAUACAAGUCUUUGUAAUAGUCUUUGAUUAUAUACGUAUCUUUGUUUUCUUCCGUCAGUCAAUUCAUUAGACAUGAGUCAAUUAUAUAGUUUCAAAGUUUUUAAUUGUAUAUCUUCGAAUCAUAGAUGUCCAUGAAGAAUUCUUAAUACAUAUUGGGAGAGUGACAGCUAGAAAUGAAGGAGCAACACAUGACCAAGUAGCAGAAUAAAUAGGGGCACGUGCUCAGUAGAGUCUGUAUAUAGAUCUUUCGCUCGCUUCCGAUUUUCUCUCAAUACAAAUCUCGAGGAGGAGGCGCCAAAAGAUAAACUGCAUCACCGGCUUUUACAGAGAUUUCUCCGGCGAAGAUCCGUCUCUGUAACGAUUAACGACGACAAAAUGCUAAUGAAAACGCAAAGACUCACUAUCUCUCCUUUCCUUCCGACUAAAUCUCACCAACCACUUAUCCGUUGUCUCGGUGGAGGCUCGGUGCUGACCCGGAGAAAACUCGGUGGGAUCACCACAGCAGCUGCUCCGAUUUUCCAGGGAAAGCCGGUGGUGACUCGUCGGGAAAUAAAAACAGGGCGAAUUACGAGGAACUGCGUCGAAAAUGAUGGCGGAACUGAAGAAGAAGAAGAAGAAGAGAAGAAGAGCAGGGGUCUGGUGAAGGAGAGCGUAUGGGAACAGAUGAAAGAGAUCGUCAAGUUCACAGGUCCGGCGAUGGGGAUGUGGGUUUGUGGUCCGUUGAUGAGUCUCAUCGACACGGUGGUCAUCGGCCAAGGUAGCUCCGUCGAACUCGCCGCACUUGGACCGGGGACGGUACUAUGCGAUCACAUGAGUUACGUCUUCAUGUUCCUCUCCGUGGCGACAUCCAAUAUGGUCGCUACUUCUCUUGCCAAACAGGACAAGAAAGAAGCACAACAUCAAAUCUCUGUCUUGCUCUUCAUUGGAUUGGUUUGUGGACUAAUGAUGCUUUUGUUGACUAGAUUAUUUGGACCUUGGGCUGUUACUGCAUUUACGAGAGGGAAAAACAUUGAGAUUGUUCCUGCAGCCAAUACAUACGUUCAGAUUCGAGGCUUAGCGUGGCCUUUUAUUCUUGUUGGAUUGGUUGCUCAAAGCGCAAGUCUUGGAAUGAAGAACUCAUGGGGACCUCUUAAGGCAUUAGCAGCAGCAACGGUCAUUAACGGUCUUGGAGAUACGAUCCUAUGCUUGUUUCUCGGACAAGGUAUCGCCGGAGCUGCUUGGGCAACAACCAUCUCUCAGGUUGUUUCGGCUUAUAUGAUGAUGGAUUCUCUGAACAAAGAAGGCUACAAUGCUUACUCCUUUGCGGUACCUACACCUCAAGAACUAUGGAAGAUCUCUGCACUCGCCGCACCUGUCUUCAUCUCAAUUUUCUCCAAGAUUGCUUUCUACUCUUUCAUCAUCUACUGUGCUACCUCCAUGGGAACUCACGUUUUAGCAGCUCAUCAAGUGAUGGCUCAGACGUACAGGAUGUGCAAUGUAUGGGGUGAGCCACUCUCUCAAACGGCUCAGUCAUUUAUGCCUGAGAUGUUAUAUGGUGCGAACCGUAACCUUCCCAAGGCGAGAACGUUGCUCAAGUCCCUAAUGAUUAUUGGAGCCACGCUUGGAUUAGUAUUGGGAAUUAUAGGAACAUCGGUUCCAGGCCUGUUUCCUGGUGUCUACACACAUGAUAAAGUCAUCAUAACCGAGAUGCAUAGACUGCUUAUACCAUUCUUCAUGGCGUUGUCUGCAUUGCCAAUGACAGUAUCCCUGGAGGGUACAUUGCUGGCGGGACGUGAUCUGAAAUUCGUCAGCUCGGUGAUGAGUUCAAGCUUCGUUCUUGGUUGUCUUACACUAAUGUUUGUGACACGAAGCGGAUAUGGUUUAGUCGGCUGUUGGAUGGUUCUCGUCGGAUUUCAGUGGGGUCGGUUUGGACUGUAUCUACGGAGGCUGCUUUCACCUGGAGGCAUACUUAACACGGAUGUGCUGACGACUAAGAAGAUCAAAUCAGUUUAAAGUCUCUCUCUCUCAAUAAUGAAUUUUUGUUUCCUAAUUGUUGCCGAGAGCCCAUCUCUAUGGGGUUUUUUUGCCAAUAAAAAGUGGCUAUUUUAUUUACAUAUAUAUCUCAAGUACCAAAGAAGAAAGUAGAAUUGAGCUCUGAAGCUAUGUAAAUUUCAGUUGUUAAUGUCAACGAGUUUUGAAAAAUAUAUACAUACAUACAUA